AUGGCAGAUAUUCGGGAAGCAAUACUCCAGAUGGCGGCGCUCCUCCAGAAGCUAGCCCAGCCAACCCCACCACCUAGCAGCCCAGAGCAAACACUGGAAGCCUUGGCAACGCACAUCAGCGAGUUUUCCUUCGACCCGGAAAAUGGAAUCACUUUCGACAAGUGGUACAUCCGGUAUGCGGAUAUCUUCGAAUCGGACGCCAAGAACUUAGACGAUGCUGCCAAAGUUCGAUUGCUACUGAGGAAGUUGGACACACCAUCGCACACUCAGUACGUCAACUACUCUGUUGUGACCUCAAUCUUCAACAAGCACUACCAAUGUCUGCAGCUCGUCAAGUCAGACGCAGAGGACAUCAUUAGCUACGGAGGGAAGGUCAACCGUGCCUGUGAAGAUUUUGACUUCAAAAAUGUCAAGAUUGACCAAUUCAAGUGUCUGGUUUUCAUUUGCGGUCUCAAAUCGCAUUGCUACGCCGACAUCCGAACCAGAUUACUUGCCCGAAUCGAGAACGAAACCCCAGAAGCUCCCUUUAAUCUCCAAACUUUGAUUGACGAAUAUCAAUGGCUCGUUAAGCUCAAAGCGGACACCACCAUGAUCGAGCGCCAGUCAAGAUCGAGACCAUCAGUGCACGCUGUACAUGAGAAGAAGGAACAACAUUUUCACCAGCAGCAGCCAUCUUCAAAGACGGAAAAUAAAUUGCCACGCACUCCUUGUUGGCAAUGCGGUCAGAUACAUUAUGAAGGAUCAUGUGGCUGUCUCUCGAAAUCCAAACCUACCAGCAGGGGAAAGAAACCACCGGAAUCUCCAAAGGUAAAAUCUAAUGUUGUGUACAUCGUGAACCACAUCAAUCGGCGCCCCAACAAGCGGAAGUUUGUUCCAGCAAAUAUCAACGGCGUCGUAACCAAUCUUCAACUGGACACAGCAAGUGACAUCACGGUAAUCUCCAAGCAAACAUGGAAAACCUUGGGUAAGCCUACUCUCAAGGAACCAUCAAUUCAAGCCGUCAACGCGUCAGGAAAACCACUUCAGCUGAUCGGAGAAUUCCAGUGCAAGACGAGCGUCAACAACAAAACCUGCCAUGCCAGAUGCUACGUCACAGUUUCCCCGAAUCUUAAUCUAUUUGGCAUCGACUGGAUUGAAAAAUUCGGACUUUGGUCAGUUCCCAUCGAUCCGGUUUGCAAACAAGUCAAAGCGAAGCCGGUCCACAAGCUGACUCAACCAAGGAAAAGGCGAAAAAACGACGAUCCUAACAACAAGAAGUACGGUGCAGUCCACAAAAGAUUUCAGCAAGGCGACUUGGUUUACGCCAAGGUCCAUCAAGCGAACUUCUGGAAGUGGGAACCAGCAACCGUAAUUGAGAAAGUAGGGAAGGUCAACUACAACGUGUUCCUGCAAAAGCGACAUCGUCUGAUCCGUUCCCACAUCAACCAAUUCAAGACAUGA
Molecule: messenger RNA, 1440 nt
Organism: Uranotaenia lowii
Lineage: Eukaryota; Metazoa; Arthropoda; Insecta; Diptera; Culicidae
Exons: 3
Coding region: 1-1440 (479 amino acids)
Source: RefSeq, a predicted model, not a curated record